GAUGAGAUAUUUGCAAAUUGAGGGGUGGAUGGAAUUAUAAGACAUAAUUUCAGGGAUUUAUCUUAAAUCCCUUAUUAGUAAAUAUUGUAUAGGGAAAAGCUAUGAUGCUAAAAAUUUUAGAUAAACAAGAGGGGAAAGAUGA
Molecule: messenger RNA, 142 nt
Organism: Paramecium octaurelia
Lineage: Eukaryota; Ciliophora; Oligohymenophorea; Peniculida; Parameciidae
Source: the annotation of a GenBank genome assembly